Messenger RNA from Dermacentor albipictus, 2678 nucleotides. Its product is annotated as acetyl-coenzyme A transporter 1-like. NCBI's taxonomy places the organism in Eukaryota, Metazoa, Arthropoda, Arachnida, Ixodida, Ixodidae. Gene Ontology annotation, molecular function: acetyl-CoA transmembrane transporter activity. The record is from RefSeq and is a predicted model, not a curated record. Gene Ontology annotation, cellular component: membrane.
UUAAUUUUGUGUGGCCCAGCAGACUUUUGAAACGUAGCGCCACUGGCGGUGUAGCCUGAAGCGACUGAGACACGUAUGUGUAAGCUCCGGCUAGAUCGUCUGCUGCAAUCAUUCCACACAAGGAAUAAAUGAAUGACAAAGGAUAGCCAACGUUCAGAGAAGCUCGCCACGUGACAUGGAGACGCGCAAGCGUCCCACCAGCGAACAUCAAAACUCCAUCGGUGACAGCACCCUGGCUCCAAGCCGAAACCCGCAGCUGGAGGAUGGCUGGGCAAGCGGGGAUGGUCAACACAACAGCAAAGACCACGCUGGUGGGGCACGAGAAGAGUGGCGUAGCAUUGCACUUCUGCUGUUUCUGUACGUGCUCCAAGGCAUCCCACUGGGCCUCGGUUCAGCCGUGCCACUGUUGCUUCAGAACAGGCAUGUCAGCUACAAGGAACAAGCCCUGUUCAGCUUUGUCACAUGGCCCUUCAGCGUGAAGCUCCUAUGGGCACCCAUCGUAGACUCUCUGUACUCGAGCCGCUUUGGCCGGCGCAAGUCGUGGCUGGUGCCCACCCAGUACGCCAUUGGCCUGUCCUUCUUCUGGCUGUCGUCGCACGUGCGGUUCCUGCUGGGUGACGAGGAAGGCAGCAGCACAACGCAGCCCAGCGUCCUCUUGUUGACGGUCAUUUUCCUGUCGCUAAACUUCCUGGCAGCUACUCAGGACAUUGCUGUCGACGGCUGGGCCCUCACAAUGCUCUCAAGGAGGCACGUAGGCUAUGCCUCCACAUGCAAUUCUGUAGGGCAAACGACUGGAUAUUUCUUGGGCAACGUGGUCUUCUUGGCUCUCGAGUCUGCAGACUUCUGCAACCGUUACCUGAGGUCUGAACCUCAGAAGGAUGGCAUUGUCACUCUUGAUGGGUUCCUGUAUUUUUGGGGAAUCGUGUUCAUGGUGACGACCACCCUAGUGGCCGCGCUGAAACACGAGCGGGACGCAACUGCCAUGGACGACGAUGGCGACCCUAAUCUGGACAUUGCUCAAACCUACAAAAUGGCACUUCGUAUCUUUCAGCUGCCCAGUGUCCGCACAUUCUGCAUUUUUCUGUUCACGUGCAAGGUCGGCUUCGCUGUGGCUGACAGCGUGACGGGUCUGAAGCUCCUCGAGGCUGGCUUGCACCGGGAAAAUUUGGCCUUGCUGGCAAUCCCGAUGGUACCCAUUCAGAUUAUGCUGCCACUGAUGAUAAGCAAGCAUACAGGUGGCCACAGGCCACUCGACGUGUUUUUCAAGGCCUAUCCAUACAGGUUGCUCCUUGGAGUGGUGUUCAUGGUUCUCCUCCACUGGACAUAUCAUGUCAAGAAUCCAGAUGGCACCUUCCCUAUCUACUACUAUGCAAUCAUUGUUGUUGUCUAUGCAGUACACCAGGUGACCGUGUACAGCAUUUUUGUGUCCCUAAUGGCAUUCCACGCAAGAGUGAGCGACCCCGCCAUUGGAGGAACUUACAUGACUCUCCUCAACACCAUCACCAACCUUGGCGGCAACUGGCCUGCAACACUGGCACUGUGGAUGGUGGACAGUCUCACUUUCAAGAGCUGUGUUGGUGCCGCUCAGGGAUGGCUCCACUGUUCAUCCAAGGAAGACCUGGAUGCAUGUAGCAGCCAAGGAGGCAUCUGUGAGACUACGUUAGAUGGCUACAACAUUGAGAUGGUGCUCUGCAUCGUGCUCGGCUUCCUGUGGCUCCUCUCUGCGCGGCGGUGGGCGCACUGGCUACAGUCCCUGCCACAGUCUGCGUGGAAGUGCACUUGAUCGUGCUGCAAAUGUCAAGCUACGCACAAGAAACAGCAACGGAAACUUGAACGACAAGCUCUGGAACUGGAUGCCACUUCUUCAGUCACUCAUGCAUUGUAUAAAACUCGCAAUUUGUUUUGUUGUGAAAAGCUAUGCCUGAGCUGGUUCAGGCAUCUGUGGUACUGUACAUUUGUUAGGUCAAAAAGCAUUCCAACAUUUUCAGAUGUCUCUGUACAAGUUUAUACUGUAUGAGCAUGAUCAUGUUUUCCUGGCCAAAAGUUUUAUAGUUGCCUUUGCGACUAAGUAAGAAACGUGAAGACUUAUUGGAUUCCAUGAUUCGCCCAAGUUUUAUUUCUAUUCUGUUGCACGCAGCAAAAAAGGGAAAAUUCACCGACGAUUGCAAUACUCCCUGAUGAGAAAUUUGAGUGCAGCUCUUUAGGUGCUUUGAAUUCCACCGGUUGUGUAGCUCAUUGUUCGGAAAGGAAGCGCGAAUGUGUGGCUCGCGUAGAGCGCAUUCUCCAGUGGCGGCAGCGCAGCUGAAGUAGCGCAUGCUCAAUGAGACUGAAGCCCACGCCAGCGCUUUGUUUCCCUACAUGGUACCAAUGGAUGCGCUCGUUGCGUGGCUUAGUAAUGAUGUCAUCGGUGACCGGGUGACAGCGCCUGCUACUAUGGCACCAUCUCGUAGCAGAUCAUUGCCGUAGUGCACCCCAUUUGGCAUCAAAGACAUUAAUUAAUUGAAGAGCAGUACAUACCUAGGGUUCUUCAUUUUCAGAUAAAAUCUGAUAACUCCUCAAUUUUGUACCCCAAACAAAAUUUAUGAAACUCUGAUUGAACCCCACUUCUCGCCAAGUUUGCCCUUUCAUGAAGGAUAAUAAUAAAUGCAGGUGUUAAAUAAACUAAUGAACGCUGCCCA